AUAAACAAUCACAUGAUCAGAACAGACGAUGAACGCGGUGAUAUCAUUGUGCCAUUUUUGUGAUAAUCACGGCCCCCAAGUAAUUUUUACGACCCAAGCCUUUCAUGCUCAGGAGCUAUAUGUUACGGAAGGUGAUGAGGCGCAAUAUAGGAGUGAUUUCCUUAACCAUUUCUUCGAGAAAAGAGGAAAUAAGCACGAGAAUCGAUGUUUUGUAGAAUCUUCAACCAAUGAAAUAAAAUGUGAAAACAAUACUCCAUCAAAGACAGUACAAACUUGCGAAGGGUGUUCAUCUCUAGAUCCAUUGUUACCAGGAUACGUCAGCAAAGAUAACGAAGCAAAUGUAUCGUAUAUAAGCAGUCAACAUCCACCUAAAACUCAAGUGUACGAAAUGCUAAAGCAGUCGUGUAUGCGGAGUUUAACUGGCGAUGAUUCUUUAGGACCAACAUCAAUAAAUUUUUAUGGAGAUAGUCAAAGCGGACAUACACUAAGCUAUACGUUUCACUUAAAAGACAGUGGGGCAAGAGGCAGCAAAAGGCAAUAUAGCAUAAUUGUAUUGAUGAUGGAUAAAAUUUACUUGUUGAAUUCAUGGUCAUUUUUAGUAAAAAAUAUCAAACAUUUCAUUGAAGAAGUUAUAAUGAAAGGCGAAAAAUCAUUCCAAGAAAUUCAAAAAUCUGGUGAUACGUCCAAAAAAAGAGUUAGAGCUUUUGUUGAGAUCACGAAUGAUCCGAAUAUCUUUAGGAAAACUCAUCAAGCGUUCUUGUGGAUAUUGCAGACGGGUGGCAAUCGCUUAACGGAAACCAUAUUAGAGGGUCCACCAACGGAAGACUCUAUUUUAGAUUUGGAAAAGCAAGAAGUUACGGAGGAAGGAUUCAUAAAACUUUUCAGUGAAAAAAAGUUAACUGGCGAACAAAUUGAAGAAGGUUCAGCUCAGAACUCUUCAGAGGAGGAGGAAGAUAAUGGACCAGUAGAAGUUUUUAAAAGUUUAAGACAUUUUUUAAAAUUUAUUGGACUGCCAAAUUUUCAUUCACUUGCCCAUCACAUACUAAUUGGGAAACAAGUUGUUAUAAGAGCUCAGGAUCGUAGAUUAGUUAAAUCUGCAAUAGACUGCUUAAAAAUAUUACUACCACAAGGUUGUUGUAGAAUCAUAUAUUUUAGUAAUAAAUACGAGGAGAGAUCCAAAUGUAAUCUACUUGGUAUGCCCAUAUCUGCUCAAUUACGUCAAACUUCGAAAACUCCUUUCCUUUUGUUAAACAUAUCCGAGUCUACAAAAAACAUGCAUAUUCCGAAAAGUAUACAAUUAAAGGACAAAGAAGUUAAUAUAAAAUCUUCUAUAAAUCUAUCAGAUACACCACCGCGAAUUUUAACCCAAAUAGAAAGGAUUUUAUUGAACACAAGUUUAAACGAGUUGGCCAUAGAGCAAUCUGUAAUUAUGCUUAGAGAAGAAUGGCUUUCAAAGGUCAAAGUAUUGUUUAAAUAUAAAAUUUCGGGAGGAGUAGGAACAGAUGAAGUCCAUAAAAAACUAUUAACCGUUGUUAAAGCAACAACACACGACAUGGAAGUGUUAAACUUUUGGAAAACCGGUCUCAGUGUUCAGUACAAGAAAAGAAUGGCUAACUGCACGAAACCUGUCCAAUUCUAA
Messenger RNA from Dimorphilus gyrociliatus, 1639 nucleotides. The record is from the annotation of a GenBank genome assembly. NCBI's taxonomy places the organism in Eukaryota, Metazoa, Annelida, Polychaeta, Dinophilidae.